UAGGUGAGGAGGCUAUAAGAAGUGAUGUUAUUGUGUCUGGCUAGAGAAUCCAAUACUACCAAAAACAAGAGCAACAAAACGGCUUUGUAUAUCGUUCUAUAAUAUAUAUAGAAGAACUUAGUUCUGGUUAUGGCUUCAUCAAACAGACACUGGCCUAGUAUGUUCAAGUCCAAGCCCUGCAAUAGCCACCACCAAUGGCAGCAUGAGAUCAACCCAUCUCUCAUCACCGGUGGAUUAUGUCACAGAGCUCCGUUCACUUCUGUCGUUGGUGGCUGCGAUGAGAGGAGUCCCGAGCCAAAGCCGAGAUGGAACCCGAAACCCGAGCAAAUUCGAAUCCUUGAAGCGAUCUUCAACUCUGGCAUGGUCAAUCCCCCGAGAGACGAGAUAAGAAGGAUCAGAGCUCAGUUGCAAGAGUACGGACAAGUGGGCGAUGCCAAUGUGUUUUACUGGUUUCAGAACAGAAAAUCUAGGAGCAAACACAAGCUUCGCCAUCUCCAAACCUCAAAACAUCAUCAUAGUAACAACCCUCAAACUACUACUACUACAGCUCCUUCGUCUUCGUCUUCUUCGUCCUCGGAGAAUAAAACUGCGUCUCCAAAAGCACCCGCCAGAGGCUUCUCGUCGAACCUAGCCACUCGUCAUGAUCAUCAUCAGACCAGUCCAACUGCUUCGGUCAAUAACCAGACGAUCUUUCAGACCAACAACGUUAACAGUCACGAGUUCUUAUCACCGACCGAUCACCACUUUUUCUUCCCGGCUCCGACUACUACCACUACUACCAGUCAAGGUUUUUGCUUCCCUCAAAAUCACGAGCUCUCACAUGAAAUAGGGCCUUGUACCAGUCUUUUACUCAGCGAGAUCAUGAACCACAAUCAUCAUCACUACGUUGACUCAAAGAAAGAUCACGACCUGAAUAAUUAUCACAAGAAUUUGAUGAAGAUGAGCACAAACGACGAUGGUCAUUCUCAUCAGUUUAGUUACGCUAGUCUGACCCCGACGCCGAGGACGCCCAGUAACGUCGUCGUUUCAUCUACUACUACUUCUACUACCGUGUCUGCUCCACCUGUCCCCGUCAAUCAAAUCCAAGAAGAUCAGGGAGUCGUGGGGCCACCAGGCGGUGGUGCGGCUAAUAACAAAACUAUGGUGUUCAUAAACGAUGUGGCGUUCGAGGUGGCCGAAGGACCGUUCAACGUGCGCGAGGCUUUUGGCGAAGACGCCGUGCUAAUCCACGCAAAUGGUCAGCUCGUUCCCACCGACGAGUGGGGUGUCACUCCUCACUCCCUCCACCACGGCGCUUUUUACUAUCUGAUUUAGGAGCUUAUAUAGUGGGAUUAUUAUUCUACGAGAGUCGAGACAAUUUGAAGCUAGCUUUUGGAUUAUUAGGGUUUCAAUGAUCAUUGCUUCUUAUAUUAAUUUUUCGUUUAUUAUGUAUUAAUUAAUUCUCUUGUUUUUGAACCUCUCUUUUGUUGUUUUUUUUUUGUACUUCUAAAAAUAUAUAUUUUAGCUUUAUGUUAUUAUCAUCUCUCUUUUCGACAAUGAAAGUAUUAUGAGGAAAGAUAUAUUUAUA
Messenger RNA from Humulus lupulus (European hop), 1567 nucleotides. RefSeq names its product WUSCHEL-related homeobox 8-like. Bases 130 to 1314 code for a protein of 394 amino acids. The transcript has 4 exons. Gene Ontology annotation, biological process: regulation of developmental process. Lineage: Eukaryota; Viridiplantae; Streptophyta; Magnoliopsida; Rosales; Cannabaceae. Gene Ontology annotation, molecular function: DNA-binding transcription factor activity; DNA binding. The record is from RefSeq and is a predicted model, not a curated record.